Odocoileus virginianus texanus is the source of this 1636-nucleotide messenger RNA. The record is from RefSeq and is a predicted model, not a curated record. Lineage: Eukaryota; Metazoa; Chordata; Mammalia; Artiodactyla; Cervidae.
GAAAACAAAGAAUUAUACAAGAAAGUUUUCUGAAAUUUAAAAGUUGUGUCUGUUAACAUGCCUUUUGAGUUCCCAGCACAGGGAGUGGAAAAAGGCCUACAUUCAUUUUAUUAUUAACUAUUGUGAAAAUACCAUGGAUUAAAAGACCAUAAUAAAAACAAUAGCAAAUGCUUAUAUAAUACUCUUUGCCAGGCACUGUUUAACUUCUGUAAGCUUCCAACAACCCCAUUUUGCAAAUGAGGAAGCUGAGGUGCAAGGAGAUUGAGAAAUUUGGUCAAAGUUGCACUGGCAGUCUAUUAAGUAAACAGCUUGCUUCUAAAGUCCUUGCUUCCAAUCAUGGUGAGCUCCUAAAGCUUCCGGGAGAGGAGAUCACAAAGGUCUGGUAUCAGACUUCUCAGCAGUGAACCGGAAGCUAAAAGACAAUGAGAAAGUGCUUCCAAAACUCUGAGGGUAAGUGAUUUUCUCUGUAAUUCUAUAGCCACGUUUUUUUUUUCAAACAAAUAGCCUAAAGAUAUUUUUAAGACAUGCAAGGUAUUGAAGUGUUUUCAUCACAUUCACUGUUUCUCAAGAAACUCCUGGAAGAUGUGCUCCAGCAAAACAAGGGAGCAAACGGAGAAAGAGGAAAAACACGGGGUCCAGGAAAUAAAACCCAGCACAGGUGAAAGGUGAAGGGAGCUCUCCAGGUUCUCGGUCAAGACUCAAGAAUUCAGGGGCGGAAGCCAAGGAACGCCCGCUUGAAGUCCUCUCAGGUUGGUCCAAUCCGGGUAAGGGGAGGGACUUAGCGAACUCCACAUAAAUAAUUGGUCUUUCCUUUGGCUCCGCCCUUGUGAAGCAAUCACAAACGCCUGUGAUUGGUCAGGGGCUGUGGAGGCGGGGGCUCCGAGCUUGACUCCCGGUUCUCCCGGACCGUCCCGGCUGCAGCUCGGUGGGCGGCAUGUCCGCGAGUGAAGAGACUCGUGGAGGUGCCAGAGGAGAGAGCACUACUGCUCCCGGCUCCUUCAGCUUCAGCUCGGAACCAACGCUCGAGGACAUCCGCCGUCUCCAUGCUGAGUUCGCUGCUGAACGAGACUGGGAGCAAUUCCAUCAGCCUCGGAACCUCCUCCUGGCCUUGGUGGGGGAAGUGGGGGAGCUGGCAGAGCUCUUUCAGUGGAAGCCCGAUGAAGAGCCUGGGCCCCAAGCCUGGUCCCCCAGGGAACGAGCAGCCCUUCAAGAGGAGCUCAGUGAUGUCCUCAUCUACCUGGUAGCAUUGGCAGCCCGCUGCCGUGUAGACCUGCCCCAAGCAGUACUCUCCAAGAUGGAUAUCAACCGGCAACGCUAUCCAGCGCAUCUAUCUCGUGGCUCUGCCUGCAAGUAUACAGACUUGCCCCACGGGGCCACCUCUGAAAACCAGGCCAUGGGGCCUACAGACCCUGCCUCUGAGUCCACAGGUCAGGUCUCAACCUAGAAACAUGGGCACAGAACCUGCAGCUCAGCAUGGCCUCUGAGGAGCAGAGGGUGCCUGGCCAAGUUACCUCAUUCUAGUUCUUUCCUAAGAGAUCACGGACCUGGGGGCUAUACUUCUUGAGGUCUAAGGCCCCAGAACCUCCAGAAGAUAGUCUCCUGUUUUUUUCUCCCUCAAUAAAACUUUCGGUUACCA